Arthroderma uncinatum is the source of this 3372-nucleotide messenger RNA. RefSeq names its product histone deacetylase HOS3. The coding region runs from base 1 to 3372 and encodes 1123 amino acids. Gene Ontology annotation, molecular function: histone deacetylase activity. NCBI's taxonomy places the organism in Eukaryota, Fungi, Ascomycota, Eurotiomycetes, Onygenales, Arthrodermataceae. The record is from RefSeq and is a predicted model, not a curated record. Gene Ontology annotation, cellular component: nucleus. The transcript has a single exon.
AUGGCAUCGCAGCACCGUUAUAAGCAGCAUCGCAACAGCGUGCAGGAUGAACUGCUCAACGGCUUCAACCAGCUCAACAUCACCACAAACACAUCUUCACCCUCUCUCUCGCCUCUACAGUCUCCCUAUCGACGGCCAGAGACAAGCCACAGCUUCCUGAGAAACGAUCCCUACGCCAGCCCGCCCUCCCACCAGCAGCAGCUCCAUCAACACCAACGCGGCCCCAGGAGAACGACCAGCACCACCUCCCUCCGCGACGAGAGACGCGGCUCUCUUCCCUCGCUGCAGAAACGCGCAUCAGCAAGCUCGCUCCGAUCAGUGCAGAACCUCACCUCGUCGAGCUCGCCGCGCCAGAGCCUGUCGAGACGAUCCUCCGCGCAGCACCUGGGAUCGUCCUCCGGCGCGUCCGUACGGCCUAUCUCGCCCCUCGCGGAGAUGGGACCCUCGACCGCGCUCCCUACGCCCUCAGACAUCGCGGCACAGCACUUUGCUCGAGAGCUGGCGCUGCACCAGACCGCCGAGCUGCACUCCCGCACCGUCGUCAUCAUCCAGGACGCCUGCUAUGGCCACCGAUACUCGCGCCCGCGCACCUCCAAGGCGGGGCUGGAACUCAUCGUCGAGCGUCCGGAGCGCAUGCAUGCUAGUGUCCUGGGCCUGGCAGCUGCGUAUACCCGUAUGGGCCGCCGUUACGGCUCCAACGACUGUGCGCCACAUCCGGAUCUAGAUCUACGACUGCUGCCGCCGCCGCCGUUUCAGAUACGCAAGACGAUGCGGACGAUGCCCCUGAACUCGCACGCGGUCACCCACGUCCACGGCACGAAAUGGAUGGACGAGCUGCGGCUGAUGUGUGAUGCCGCGGAGGGGAGGCUGGCGUUGAACGGCAAGGAGCUCGUCCGGCCCAGCAGCUCGGGCAAAGAGACCGGAGCCAAUGCUGUCCCGAAGCUACACGAGGGGGAUCUAUAUCUGUGUCCGGAGUCGUUGAACGCGUUUGAAGGAGCGCUGGGAGGAGUCUGUGAUGCAGUUGACUCCGUCUUUACCUCUCCGUCCACGAGACGGGCGUUUGUCUGCAUCCGGCCACCGGGACACCACUGCUCGAGCAGCUACCCGUCUGGGUUCUGCUGGCUGAACAAUGUCCAUGUCGGCAUUUCCUAUGCUGCCAUGACACACGGACUGACACACGCUGCAAUUCUUGAUUUCGACCUCCAUCACGGCGACGGAUCACAGGCCAUUGCCUGGGAGCAGAACCAGCGAGCUGCAAACGCUGCAAAGAAUGCGGCAUGGCAUAAGAAGACGGCCAUCGGAUAUUUCAGUUUACAUGAUAUCAACUCAUACCCUUGUGAGGAAGGAGACGAGACCAAGGUUCGAAACGCCAGUGUCUGUCUUGACAAUGCCCAUGGCCAGAGUAUCUGGAACGUCCAUCUUGAGUCGUGGAAGUCGCCGCAGGAAUUCUGGACGCUCUAUGAGACGAAAUAUUCGGUCCUCAUCGAAAAGGCCCGCGCCUUCUUACGGGCACAUUCACUACAACUACGAGCCAACGCGGCACCCAACGCUCCCCAGCCCAAAGCUGCCAUCUUCCUGUCCGCCGGGUUCGACGCGAGUGAGUGGGAAGGAGCCGGCAUGCAACGACACAAAGUCAACGUCCCCACAGACUUCUACGCCAGAUUCACUGCCGAUGUUGUCAGAAUGUCACAGGAGGAAGAUCUCGCCGUUGACGGUCGCGUGGUCUCGGUCUUGGAAGGAGGAUACAGCGAUAGAGCCCUGACCAGUGGUGUGCUCAGCCAUCUCUCUGGCCUCUCAGACUCUCAAAACAUCGGCACCGUCGACGACCACCAGGGCAGCCGUCUUGCAGCCGAGAUGUUCAACCGGCUCGGCCUGUCAGACGACAACAAACAGAACUCGAUGCAUGGUCCAGGUCCAAAUGGAGGAGGGCCUACGACCACAUAUGAUACCAUAUGGUGGGCACCGGCUUUACUUGAAGAGCUAGAAGACCUGGUCAGACCUCCGCCUCCUAUGCCCCGAAAGCCUCGCGAGAGAGGGCCCCCUACUUUCUCUGCUCCCACGCAGGCAUCCUCUGCAAAGGUGAUCACUCCAACCCGGGAUCAUAGGUCUUCAUCCUAUAGCCCAAAUAACUACGGAGAUUCCUCCCUCCCGCCUCUCCCGCAGGUAGACUGGGCAACAGCCGCAUUCGAGCUGUCCAAGGCUCUUAUCCCUACUGAUCGUCAGACCAUGAGCUGCCAGCAUGCAGACUUGAAGGUCACCGCCAGCCAGCCUCGACGUGAUGUUCGCACAGCGACUACCCAACCACGCGCCAGCGAUAGGAACGCCAACCAUAUGCAGCUCAGGGAGCGGAAGCAGAAGAACACCGGCUUGCCAACCGAGAGACUCAAGAGUUCCAGUUCUCGCUCUUCAUCCGUCAGCACGCGUCGGACAACAAUCGCCUCCGUCAACGACCUACCUGACCCAAGCAUGCUAGAGAACAGUGAAGCAGCCAGAGCUCCCACCGGCUACCGCGCCUCACGGAGAAUCAGCAUCGCUUCAACCGCGGCCCCAGGCACAGCUCCUGCUUCUCCCGCUACCAAAGUUGAUCAACGGAAAGUACGUGCAGCUUCUAUGCGACCAACACCAUCCCGCGCAACCCCUACCAAUUCGCCACGGGGCAAUACAAACAAGGCCAGAGCUGCAAGCAGCAGUCGAGCCCCGACUUCUUCAGCUAGAAAUAGUCCUAGGAAAACCCAGGACGAGGAUGCCGGCAUCAAUGGUUUAGCGGCCAGCGUGAAGAAACUGAGCAUAAAAUUGAAUGUCCCCAGUCCAGAAGAAAACACGAUUCGAGAAGCGAAAUUGGCCCAGGAGGGUAAAAAGGACGCGAAAGCGACGUCACAGUCUUCCAAGAGGAAACCGACAGCCAAGACUGUCUCUGGAGGAAAGGUUCCUCGCGCAGCUAAGGAGGUCAAUGGACGGCAAUCACGCUCAAAGUCCCGUUCGACUACCGCGACUCCUACCACCGAGACUACUAUGGGUUCUCCAAUCACGAUUAAGAACGAACAAUUCAGCCCACCGGCUAACAUCUCUCCGAAACAAUACAACAACAUGCCUCCGCCUGGAGAAGCAGACGCUGGCCUACCCCACGACGCAAGCUACAUCCAAUACCCUACCGAGAGCUGCGAGAACGUUGCGUCUACACCUCCUAUAGAGCAGACAGGCAACAAUGGCACCAUGCCCUCUCCGCCCCUUACUCCAAACACACCCCGUGGAGCCAUGAAUCCCAGAAUCACAGUACGAUCUCCACCAGCCACGGCAUCACAGCAACUCCCCGUCUUCACGCCUACCUCCGUCAUUCCUUUUGCGCCUCAGAACCACCCAUCCGACUCCUAA